AGAAAGUCGGAUUUUUUCAGAAUGACCAUGUACAGGAGCAAACGCAGACAUCAGAGAUAUAUCAAUAUGGCAGGCGAACCCAAACCAUAUAGACCAAAACCUGGAAACAAGAGGCCCCUCUCUGCACUUUAUAGACUUGAGUCAAAGGAGCCUUUCCUGUCUGUUGGUGGUUAUGUCUUUGACUAUGAUUACUACAGAGAAGAUUUCUACAAUCGGUUAUUCGAUUACCACGGCCGUGUGCCUCCGCCUCCCCGUGCGGUGAUUCCACUGAAGCGUCCCAGAGUGGCCGUCACGACGACUCGCAGGGGAAAAGGGGUCUUUUCCAUGAAAGGGGGAUCGAGAUCUACCGUCAGUGGGUCGUCUUCAUCAGGCUCUAAAUUGAAAUCAGAUGAGUUACAGACAAUCAAGAAAGAAUUAACCCAGAUCAAAACGAAAAUUGACUCCUUGCUAGGGCGCCUGGAGAAAAUUGAGAAGCAGCAGAAGGCGGAGGCAGAAGCUCAGAAGAAGCAAUUGGAAGAAAGUAUAGAGCUGAUCCAAGAUGAAUGUGUGUCAGAGAAUGCAGAUCACUCUACAGAGGAGCCUGCUGAAGGAGGGCCAGAUGCGGAUGGAGAAGAGAUGACUGAUGGGAUAGAGGAGGACUUCGAUGAAGAUGGGGGUCAUGAGCUGUUUCUACAGAUAAAGUGAUCUGAAGUAAUGAAUGAUGCCACAAAAGCAGAAAAGAGAAACUGUGACAACCCCCAGAAAUGUGAAAGGAGGUUUCUUACUGGAUAGCAGCAUCUUUGGUUCAAUUUAUUAAAAAAAAAAUACCCAAAUAAAUGAAAUGGACAGUAUUGUUCAAUUUUAGAAAUUCCAUUUCUUCUAUGUUUUAAGCUAUAUAAUAGUCAAGUUUUUAUGGUUUAGAUUGUAAAUGUGUUUUCCCCUUUGCUAAUUAUGUUGUGUUUUUUUAAGUAUUAAAAGUCUUAAAAUGUGAAAGGACAUUUAUGAAUGGUAAGGGAGACACUGUAUACAAAUGUAUAUUUGUAAAAGCUAUUUUUAUGAUUAGCAUGUUUUACUGUUGAUCAUAUAUAAAGUCAGGUGAUAUUGCAAUUCUAUGUUUAAAGCUUAUCUCCAACAAUGUUAUGUAAGAAAAGAUACAUCAUAAGCUAGUUUUCAUAAUUUAUUUUUAAUUUAUAGUUUAAAGUACUUCAGAUCAUAAUGAUAAAAUACUUGAAAAUGUUAUAUUUCUGCCCCCCAUAAGCACCAUUUUUAUUAAUAAAGAAUGCAGAUAUUUCAGUUGUGAUUCCAUAGCUAAAGGACUCUGUUGCUUUGACCUGUGAUUAAAUUGAGCAUUCUCUACUCAACUGAAAUGAUCCAGUCCUUACCCAAUCCUUCAGUCUGGGUAGGAGAUCCCAUGGACAGGUUUUAGUGCCAAUACAGCUGAAAACUAUAUUGGCAAGGAAAA
Enhydra lutris kenyoni (northern sea otter) is the source of this 1441-nucleotide messenger RNA. Its product is annotated as RALY RNA binding protein like. The coding region runs from base 22 to 684 and encodes 220 amino acids. The record is from RefSeq and is a predicted model, not a curated record. NCBI's taxonomy places the organism in Eukaryota, Metazoa, Chordata, Mammalia, Carnivora, Mustelidae. The transcript is spliced from 8 exons. Gene Ontology annotation, cellular component: nucleus. Gene Ontology annotation, molecular function: RNA binding.